AACUUGUUUCGGCUAUUGUAUCAGUUGAACACGGGACGUCGGUGUUCGUAGUUGGCGGUUGUGCCGUUUCUAACCUAACCUGUUGAGCGUCUCUCUGCGCGUUCUUUGAACGAUUCUCGGUAUUGUAACGGAUUCCGUCGUUUGAACAAGAAGCAACUGUUACGACGAAAAAGCUACGAAAAUGGGUUGCGGAAUGGGAUUGGUCAAAACUUUACUCUUCGUAUUCAACUUCAUUUUUGCGGUAUGCGGGUUGGGUAUCCUAGCCGUUGGUAUCGUUGUGCACCUAAACCUAUCAGAUGUCACCGAACGGCUUGACAUCAACGUUAUGUUCCCAUCGAUAUCUUUGAUGGUCGUUGGUAGCAUAAUAUUUGUGAUAUCGUUCUUCGGAUGCUGUGGCGCCAUUCGCAGCAGCCACUGCAUGAUUGUUACCUUUGCCUCGAUGCUAAUGCUCAUCUUGCUGCUUCAAGUAGCAGUCGCAGUGUAUGCCUUCGUGAUCAUUAAGCCUGUAUCCAGCGACGACAUCGAACGUACUUACGAUGAGCUAUUCCAGGAAUACCCUAACAAACCCGAAGUUGAAGAAGCAGUGAAUAUUGUUCAGUCUGGUUUCCAAUGUUGUGGUGUCAAAUCUAAGUGGGAUUUCAAUGCCCACGGUAAUUUCACUGGCAAAAUUCCCUGGAGUUGUUGCGGCAAAAAGGAAGGAGAAGUUUGUGAAGCAAACGAGUCGUAUGAUGUGGGUUGUGCAGAACAAUUGAAAAACGCAAUUCAAGUAGCAGGAACCUUGUUGGGUGCUGUUGCUAUUGGUAUUGCCGCGGUUGAAUUAAUCGGCAUCAUUUUCGCACUUUGCCUUGCGAAUUCCAUCAGGAACGCUGAGCGUAGAGGUUACAGGGUGUGAGAGCAUUAAGAAGCAUUAAAGAAAGUACAUUUUGCAUAAAAAGUAAUAUAAUUGAUAACACUAUCAUUAAAUGAUUCGAUUGUAAUAUUCGAAUAGAGGUUAUUGUUACUAUCAAAACAAAUUUACACAGUUUUUUAAUACAUUUUAUAGGAGAGCAAAUUCUAGAUCCUGAAAGUAUCUGUUUUACAUUUUUGUGUAUCAGUUUUGUUUGUAAUUUGUACCUUUUGGUGUGCAAGAUUGAAACACGUAAACGUGUUGUGUAAAAUGAUUCUUUUUUAGUUUUGAUAUAUUUCUGUGAAAUUGGGUAUAUUACGUAUGUCGUCGGAACAACAGUAAUAAUAGUGAUAAACCGGUGCAAAAUAUUUAUUUCUAGAGGCUUGAUAAUAUACUUUUUAUUUGAUCAUAACAACUUACCAUUUUUUGUUUGUGUACACAA
Messenger RNA from Megachile rotundata (alfalfa leafcutting bee), 1328 nucleotides. RefSeq names its product tetraspanin 6 (gene Tspan6). Gene Ontology annotation, cellular component: plasma membrane. NCBI's taxonomy places the organism in Eukaryota, Metazoa, Arthropoda, Insecta, Hymenoptera, Megachilidae. The record is from RefSeq and is a predicted model, not a curated record.